UCAGUGUUCCACUCCACCGUUCCAAUCGUUGAAGUUACCUCUCUCGAUUUAUCGAAUACAAAUCGAAUGGCAGCUUAGCAGUGCCAUCACUAACGCUAAAUAAAAACACAAAAAUAGAAACAUCUUACGAUAUGAAGACGAACUCACCCGCUCUUAAGUACCUGCUGGAGAAGGAUGUGCAGGCGUCCAAGCACUUCGUGAUAGCCGUCUCCAACCUGUCUGUUUUUAAGUCCCUGCGGAUACACAGCCAAAUCCUGGAGAUAUCCUGCCAUGGAGUCGCCUGGUUCGCCUCGUGGAUCGCCUUCAUAUGGCUGGUCAGCUCGAAGAGCCUGUAUCAGAUGCAAGUGAACAUGCUCCUGGGUCUGGUACUCGAUGUUGUGGUCGUGGCUGUGCUGAAGGCCAUCGUGCGGCGCAGGAGACCGGCUGCCAACAAGGAUAUGAUGGCCAUCGGACCGGAUAAGUUCAGCUUUCCCUCCGGCCACGCCUCCAGGGCGUUCUUCGUGCUCCUGUUCUUCGCCAAGCUGUAUCCCCUGCACAUCGUAUUCCUGCUCCCGGUCACCGCCUGGGCCGUCAGCGUCGCCAUCUCGCGACUCAUUCUGCAACGUCAUUAUAUCUUGGAUAUUUGCGCUGGAGCCGUCAUUGGGGUUCUUGAGGCACUGAUCAUUGGUUUCCUGUGGGUCAGCGAGGAAACGGCAUUUAGCAUAAUCGGCUUUGUUUCGGAGGAAACUGUGGACGUCACGGAGUAACCAGGGCCUCGUAAUCCCGAUAGCCAUAGAUUAUCUCUUAAUCAUUACUUGUGCUUCUGCCAAAUACAUUGUUUAUGUUAAAUGCAUAGGAUGGUUUGUUAAUUUGAUUUUAAAGGACAAUGUCUUAAGGACCUCUUGUAAAAUUGUAUAAAAAUUGCUCUAAGCAAAUACAGAGUGUUUUUGAGGACUUAUAAGCGACCCCUAAAUUGUCCCUUAAAAAGUCUUUAAAGAAACAGCAUAAUAAAAAAUCGAAUGAUCUAACGUA
Messenger RNA from Drosophila biarmipes, 1011 nucleotides. RefSeq names its product polyisoprenoid diphosphate/phosphate phosphohydrolase PLPP6. The record is from RefSeq and is a predicted model, not a curated record. Gene Ontology annotation, molecular function: sphingosine-1-phosphate phosphatase activity. NCBI's taxonomy places the organism in Eukaryota, Metazoa, Arthropoda, Insecta, Diptera, Drosophilidae. Bases 132 to 746 code for a protein of 204 amino acids. The transcript is spliced from 2 exons.